GGUGUGCGUCUGCCUUUUUUUUUCCCCUUUCCCUUCCCUUCAUCGCUGCAUUGUCUGGCUCCAGUCGUGUUUCGCCCCUCUGACUCUGGUGGAAAAGAAAAAAUUCAGUUCAGAUUUUCGCCAUCUUUAUCAACCAAGUCAACAUGUCUCCCGCCCUUGUUCAAGCUGGUGCUGGCUCUGCCACGAAGGAUGUCAAGAGAGAAUCCGCGACCGCCCGUCUCCUGGGUUCAGGAACGGCUGGUAUUACGGAGCUCAUGGUUUUCCACCCUGUCGACACCAUUGCCAAGCGGUUGAUGAGCAACCAGACUCGUAUCGCCUCCUCUGAAGCAAUGAACAAGGUUAUUUUCAAGGAAUUUGCCGACGCCCCCGCUGGCCGCAAGUUUACCUCUCUUUUCCCCGGUCUGGGUUACGCCGCCGGUUACAAGGUUCUUCAGCGUAUCUACAAGUACGGUGGCCAGCCCUUCGCUCGCGACUAUCUGGCCAAGCACUACGGUUCCGAAUUCGACAAUGCUUUUGGAAAGGGAACUGGCAAGGCUAUCAUGCACGCGACAGCUGGAAGUUUGAUCGGUAUCGGAGAGAUUGUUCUUCUGCCCCUCGACGUUCUCAAGAUCAAGCGUCAAACUAACCCCGAGGCCUUCCGCGGCCGCGGCCUCUUCAAGAUCAUCCAGGAUGAGGGUAUGGGACUGUACCGUGGUGCUGGCUGGACUGCAGCCCGCAACGCCCCUGGAUCUUUUGCUCUUUUCGGUGGUUCCGCCUUUGCCAAGGAGUACAUCUACCAGCUGAAGGACUACAACUCUGCCACAUGGGGUCAGAACUUCGUGGCUUCCAUCUGCGGUGCUAGUGCUUCUCUGGUUGUGUCUGCUCCUUUGGACGUCAUCAAGACCCGUAUUCAGAACCGCAACUUCGAAAACCCGGAGUCUGGUUUCCGGAUCGUGUCCAACAUGAUGAAGAACGAGGGAUUCACCAGUUUCUUCAAGGGUCUGACGCCCAAGCUGUUGAUGACUGGACCUAAGCUUGUGUUCAGCUUCUGGCUGGCUCAGACGCUGAUCCCUGCGUUUGGCCAGGUUGUGUAAAAAAAAGUAAUUAUAUGUUGAUUAUAAUAGCGGGUGCUUUGCUUUUUUGGGACGCAAUUUUCUGUCAGGUUCGAUUUCGGGGCUUUCUGGUACCAAAAUAGAGCAGUCUGUUGAGCCUUGCGCAUUUGAUAGACAAGACCUUUUUCUUUUGCUUUCACGAGUUUGAUGGCGGCAUGGCGAUUGGAAAUGAAGAAACACACCUCCC
This is a messenger RNA of Aspergillus aculeatinus CBS 121060, 1278 nucleotides long. Its product is annotated as putative mitochondrial GTP/GDP transporter Ggc1. The record is from RefSeq and is a predicted model, not a curated record. NCBI's taxonomy places the organism in Eukaryota, Fungi, Ascomycota, Eurotiomycetes, Eurotiales, Aspergillaceae. The transcript has 7 exons. Gene Ontology annotation, molecular function: guanine nucleotide transmembrane transporter activity. Bases 144 to 1073 code for a protein of 309 amino acids. Gene Ontology annotation, cellular component: mitochondrion.